AUUUUCUCAUAAAAUUCCACCGAGAGUGUACGAAAGAUGAAGAGACGAUACAUUGUGGCUGUCUUAAGUGUUUUAGUAGUGCAGAUUAAUUGUGUAUAUCCCAACAAUUAUGUGCAAGAAGUGUUCAAAUGGAAGCGAGUUGAAUAUGAAAAUCUUCCUUUGCCAGAUAAUUCUUGGAUUGGACCCUACAAAUACCAUAUCCCAGAGAAUAAUGAUAUAGUGAGCACCGGGUACCAUCCUGCAAGUGGAUUGAUGAUGGUGACGGUUUUUAGGUGUAGACCUGGUGUGCCAAUAACUGUGGGAGCUUUCUGUGCUAAAAACUACAAAUACGGGUCGAGUCCUAAAAUUUGGGGCUUCCCAAACUACGAGCUCAACACACUUCAGGCCUCGGAUUAUGCAGAAGGGAGUGAAGAGGAUCAAACCCAGGUGGAAUAUUACAAACCAUAUCAAAACAUAAACUAUUUUAAUCAGAAAGUUACGCCAAAACAACCAUCAAAUAUUAAGAGAUUAAUCUCAGUUUUUCAUGCAAAUGUUGAUGAAAAAUGCAACAGAGUAUUCUUGCUAGAUGCUGGUGUUCUACAGUUCUACCCGUUCUACCCUAAUACAACGUACAUAGUACAGAAACCAGCUUUAGUCGAAAUCAGCCUUCCAUCGGAUGGAUGUAAAACGAGGAAUUUUCCCAUAACACGUCGAUCUGAAUUUCCAGAUAAAAUUAUUGCAAAGGGUAGUAAUGGAUUAAUGUAUAUAACUACGGAUUAUCAAUCAGAAGAUUCCUGCGAUGAUCUAUUCUUGUACAUUACAAAUCCCUUCUUCGCCUACCUCAUUGUCUAUGACUACAGAAAGGAUAAAUUCUGGGCAUUUGAUCAUCAAACAUUUCUACCAGUUAUUGCUGAAUCGAACUUUGUCUUCGAUAAAACGUUUAAAUACAAAUUAGGCUUAGGAGUUAUGUCAAUAUCCCUGGGCUAUCCAGAUGAGAAUAGAGAUCGUACUGCGUACUACAAUGCAUUUUCAAGUACAGCCCAAUAUGCAGUUUCAACAAAGAUCUUAAAGAACAGCAGACUUUCUCCCAAUAAGUUCAAUCCACGUGAUUUUAAAAUAAUCGGAUAUCGUGGGUGUGACCAACAAGUAGCCAAGGAAGUCAUAGACCUCACUUACGGAGUAAUCUUCUUCGCAGGAAUUCAAUCUCAUGAAAUAACCUGCUGGAAUAUCAACAAACCCCUCAAUCCGGACAAUAUUGGGGUAAUUUACAAGUCCAAUAAAAUUCUCUUCACCUCCCAGAUGUUUAUUGACUCACGAGGAUACCUCUGGUUCCACAUAAGUCACGUUCCAAUUGAAUUCUUAACACUUUUACCACUAAAUCUUCAAGAAGUAAAUUCACGAAUAUUCCGUGUAAAGAUUUCAGAUGCAAUUAGGGGAACUGUUUGUGAGAAUGCAGAUCAAUACAGACUAUCUGAUUUAUAUUAAAGUGAAUAAUUAAAAUUAAAAGCAAAAUUACAGAUAGAAAUAUUAUUUAGCAUCUCUAACUCUGUAGUCUGACCUCCAAAAAUCUUAAUUUGUGACAAACAAACAAACCGAAAAGAGACCACAAUUCAGCUAAUAUCUCGGUGGAGCAUAAAAUAUGCUUAAAAUAUGGUGCAGACGAAUGAAUUCAUUAAGAGAGAUCUGAAUUCGAUUCAUUUCUUCUCGCUCAAAACCUGUUUAAUCCAAAACUAAUACAGAGAGCAUAAAAAUCAGAUUUUAGAAUUAAUUAUUAAUCUGCAUAAAGCACUUUUUGAAUAUUUUUGCGAAAUUUCAUUCAUUUUCUUUCAAAUAAUAUAUUUGUUACUGAAUAAAAUAAAGCAGGUUUUCAUGAAUUAAAUCACAAUAUUUGUAAUCAAAGAAUAAAUCUUAUCAUUGAGGAGUCAAUGAGUCUUUAUAAUUUAUGCUUUCUGGAUGAUUAAUUUGUUUUUUAUUGUAAUUAAAAGUAAUAAAUAUUUUCUUUCAAUCAUGAAUUUUUAAUGCUCAAGAAAAAUUGAAUAAGAUUUUAAAGAUUAAAAACAAACCUCUAUAGGGUGAAAUGAGUUCAUUCGCUGAGAUAUGUAAGUAAUUAAAAAUGCAGAUGAGUAUCGAAUCUCCAAGAAAAGCCCACCACACUAUAAAAGACGAUCGUCAUCUUGUAACUAAAGUCAUUUGAUUCUGUUCUUCUUGUGAGUUAAGAAUGAAGAUCUUCGUCGUUUUUUUCUUUGCUUUUGCAUUCGCAAAAAUUUUGGCGUAUCCAAAGUAUUAUGCUGAAGAAGCUUUCAAGUGGAAGAAUAUCGAAUAUGAAGCUCUUUUGCAACCAGGUGCGUGCAGUGAGUGGAAACUUUAUUCAUUUUCUUAAGAAAAUUUGUGAAUUUUUGAUUCUAGAAAACUCCUACGUGGGUCCUUAUCCGUACUAUAUCCCGGAGAAUAAUGCAAUUGGUGGAAUGGCGUACCAUCCUGCCAGUGGAUUGAUGAUUGUGGAUAUCGUGAGACUCAGACCGGGAGUUCCAUUAACAUUGGGCGCAUUCUGCACGAGGGACUACAAAAAAGGAUCAAGCCCUAAAAUUUGGGGUUUUCCAGACUACGAAUUGAAUGCUCUGGAAGCAACGGAUUUUGCAAAUGAGAAAAUAAACAAGAGAUCAUGGGAUCAAGGAGGAUUCAAUCAGAGUCAAGAUUUUAGAACUCAUCAGAACUACGUUCAUAAGAUACCAAUUUAUGGUGAACCUCCUAAUGUUGCUAUUGAGCCUCUAUUUGAAAUUAAGCGCAUAAUUGCUGUCUUUCACACAACAAUCGAUGAGAAAUGCAAUCGUGUAUUCUUUGUGGAUAAUGGAGAGUUUCAGUACUACCAGAAUACCACCUACACUGUCCAGAAACCUUCUCUGUGGGUUCUAGGUAUUCCCGAAGAUGCUUGUACGAGCAGAAACUUCUCAGUUAUUCGUCGAUUGGAAGUUUCUGAUAGAAUAGCUGCAAAAGGAUCAGGAUUUACGCAAAUCUACCUCGACUACACGUCAGACUAUUGCGAUGAUCUCUUCCUCUACAUUACAAAUCCCUUCGUGGGCUACCUCAUGGUUUAUGACUACAGGAAAAGUGAAUUUUAUUACUUUGAUCAUGAAACCUUUCUUCCAAUUCUUUCGGAAUCUUAUUUAGUCUUUAAUGAGAAGUUUCAUUUUCAAAUGAACUUGGGAAUUUUCGCCAUUAGUCUAGGAUAUCCAGACAAGUAUGGGCAGAAGAUAGCUUACUACACGGACAUUGCUAGCACAGCUCAAUAUGAGGUUUCAACUGCAAUUCUCAGAGAUCGCAGAAAAUCUCCGGAAAAUUACAGAAAGGACGAUUUUAGGAUCAUGGGCUACCGUGGGGAUCACCAUCAAUGCUUCAAGACACUCAUUGACUACGAAACAGGCGUGAUGUUCUACUCUGAAGCUCAAUCAAAUCAAAUUCGUUGCUGGAACAUCAAGAGACCCCUCAAUCCUGACAACAUUGAUGUUGUUUUCGAAUCAGAAAAGUUUGAUUUUGGCCUUCAGAUGUUUUUGGACUCACAGGGAUACCUCUGGUUCCUCUACAACGUGGUACCGAUAAUCUGGGCUUCGGACAAACCUCUUGAUCUCAACCAAGUCAACACUAGAUUUUUCCGUAUGAAAGCAUCAGAAGUAAUUCGAGGAACAGUCUGUGAGAAUAUUUAAAUUUCUCAAUAAUGAAAGAACUUAACUGAAAGAAGAAUAAAAGAUCUUAUAAUUCAGGAUUAA
Messenger RNA from Lutzomyia longipalpis, 3743 nucleotides. RefSeq names its product L-dopachrome tautomerase yellow-f-like. NCBI's taxonomy places the organism in Eukaryota, Metazoa, Arthropoda, Insecta, Diptera, Psychodidae. The record is from RefSeq and is a predicted model, not a curated record. The transcript has 2 exons. Gene Ontology annotation, cellular component: extracellular region. Bases 37 to 1464 code for a protein of 475 amino acids.